Messenger RNA from Canariomyces notabilis, 948 nucleotides. RefSeq lists its product as uncharacterized. The record is from RefSeq and is a predicted model, not a curated record. The transcript has a single exon. Bases 131 to 814 code for a protein of 227 amino acids. Lineage: Eukaryota; Fungi; Ascomycota; Sordariomycetes; Sordariales; Chaetomiaceae.
UUGUCUCUGUACCGCGACUGUCAAGGUGAGUCCCACGAGAGGGAAAGGGUUGAGGGAUGGGGAGGAGAGAUAGUAGCCCCGGCGACAACAAGGGGGACAUGGGAAGGGAAGGGGGAGAAUUGAAGACAGGAUGAUACCUGGUUAUAAACGUAAACGUGUGGUAUAUCCCUCCAAUGCGUCACUGGAGGAUUGCACCGAGAGUGUCACCGUUCCCCAGACCACCUCCACUCCAUCCCCCCCGUUCCCUUUUCCAUCUCCAGGAACUCUGACAGCCUGCAAGCGCAAACGAACAAGGCCUGUCAUGAUUUGGUUCCAGACUUUUGUUCCCCCUCCUCGGGUGGCGUCUGUUGUACGGCACUCAACCCUUAUCGCACUUGGGUCUGGUAACUCUGCAAGCGAAUCAUGGACGAGAGUGGUGUACCGUACUCCGUGUAGAAGAACCCCCCUGGUCCAGGGAGUACUGCGCAAGCUUUCGCGGUCCAAUCUAAGUGAAUCUAAUUCAAUCUUGCUCCGCAUUAAACCAGGCCCAGCUUACCAGCCGAGCCUUUUCCCCGCAUCUGUCGAGCUGAUUGAUGAAAGCCAUGUCCAUGUUCAACUCCCAUGGCCUGGGGAACAUUGCCAAAUCUGGUUGCAUCCGCCGUUGACUAGAGAAUGGCCUUGUGGAGAGGAAGUGCGUUUGGAGCUUAGGGACUUGGGCGCGCUAAUGCGAAUUCUUGUCGUGUCGCUGAAAGCUUCUUCUUGGCACGCUGCCCAAGGCACCGGCGCCAUGAGAUUCCAAGAUCCCCGCGCGGCAAACUGCCCCUGUUCGCAGUGAGGUGGUGGUGUCGGAGUCGGCCAGCUCCACUUCGGCAGCGUAUUCGUACAGGGGACAGGGCACUACAAACGCGGGGCUAGUGGGGCCGUCGUUCUUUCCUCCGCAAAUCUGGGGUUUUGUGGGGAAUCUCACCU